Molecule: messenger RNA, 2330 nt
Organism: Ipomoea nil (Japanese morning glory)
Lineage: Eukaryota; Viridiplantae; Streptophyta; Magnoliopsida; Solanales; Convolvulaceae
Product: eukaryotic translation initiation factor 5B-like
Exons: 3
Coding region: 215-2158 (647 amino acids)
Source: RefSeq, a predicted model, not a curated record
CUCUUCUUACGUAUACUGUAAUAAUAGACGUUGACCGUACCAAUCUUACGCAAACAAUCGCAUAUUCCCCACUCUGUGUUGCUAUUUCUUCUUCGUUCUCAACAGCCUCACGAAACUGGAAUACACCCAUUUUUGCCCGGAGUGAAUUGAGGCUGAUUAUCAGUUUCUCGGAGAUAAAAAAGAGUUCUUUAAUGGCAGCAUCUGUGUUGAGGCUAUGAAGAUCACCGGCGCCAGUGUUGAGCUCCCUGCAAUCCCGUCGUCUUCUAAACCGCAGGAUCCUCCUCAGAAGCCGUGUGUCCCGCCGCGAAAACAGCCUCGCCGGAGAAUCAAGAACUCCGGCGGCGGAGUGCGGGUGCGGAAGGACGUCGGCGGGGGAUCUCAGGGGAGGAGGAGCCGCCCCGAGACCCCGCUUUUGCAGUGGAAGUUCAACGAGGGUGUGGAGGAGGGUGACAAUGCUUGUGUUGUUGCGGAAGAGGUGUCGCCGCCGCCGCCGGAGAAUCGCCGGAAAUGUCAACGGAAACAUAGAGCUGCAGUUUCGGUCAGGAAGCUUGCCGCCGGACUCUGGCGGCUGCAAUUGCCGGAAGUGCCUAGUAAUGGAGUAGAAAAAUUAGGGUUCCAGGCUGGAGUUCAUCAUCUUUCGGUCCCUUUUCAUGGCCAUCAUCCUUGUAAAGUUCACGACUCUACACUUAAGGAUCAAGUACAGAGCCCUCGUUCUGUCUCCGGUAAAAGAGAUGGGUUCUUGUCUAAGCUUGAGCCUUCAUUUCAAUUUUCCAACACCGCAAUGGAGGGAGCAACGAAGUGGGAUCCUAUCGGCUGGAAAGCUGCAGAAGAACCGAAACAGAUUCGUGGGCACCAAAAGCGUGAUCAACAAGCACCUACUCCGAGAGUGAUAUCUGUCCUCGAGGCAGAGCUAGAGCAAGCUCGAGCUCGAGUUCAAGAACUCGAGACAGAGCGGAAAUCAUCCAAAAAGAAACUCGAGCAGUUUCUGAAGAAACUCAGUGAAGAAAGGGCAGCGUGGAGAAGCAGAGAGCACGAGAAAAUCCGGGCGAUUUUAGAUGACAUGAAAGCUGAGUUGAAGAGAGAAAUGAAAAACCGGCAAAGGCUGGAGAUAGUUAAUUCCAAGCUAGUUAACGAGUUGGCUGAUGCCAAGGUAUCGGUGAAACGCUAUUUGCAGGAGCUGGAGAAAGAGCAGAAGGCGAGGGAGCUGAUAGAGGAGGUAUGCGAUGAACUAGCAAAGGAAAUCGGGGAAGACAAGGCGGAAAUCGAAGCAUUGAAGAGGGAAUCUGCGAAGCUCCACGAGGAAGUGGAUGACGAGAGAAAGAUGCUGCAGAUGGCCGAGGUUUGGCGCGAGGAACGGGUUCAAAUGAAGCUAGUCGAUGCCAAGGUGACACUAGAAGAUAAGUACUCGCAAAUGAACCAAUUGAUAGUCGAACUAGAGUCGUUUUUAAGGUCUAGAGGCGCAACCGAGGAUAUGAAAGAAGUGGAUCAACUUCGACAAGCAGCUUCCGAUAUGAAUACCGGGCAAGAAUUCAAGUACGAGCCCCCAAAUCCAGGUGACAUUUUCUCCGUUCUUGAAGACGUUUAUUUUGCUGAAGCGAACGAGAAGGAUAUUAUUGAAGCUCAAGAAGAUGUUAGUAUGCUUAAUAAACCCAAUUUUCCAAGGCAUUGCAACGAACUAGACGAAGAGGGGACCGAGUGGGAAACCAUCAGCCAUCUCGACGAUGAGCAAGGAUCCAGCUAUUCACCCGGCGCGAGUGAUCAUUCUCUAAACAAGAAUUGCCAGCUCAGCGAUGGCGAUGGAAAACCACCCGUCGAUAUCCAAAAUCAGCAACUGAAAAUGUCCUCGAUAUCCAGACUCUGGAGAUCACGCCCGAGCAAUGGUCAGAAUUACAAAAUCAUAUCAUUGGAGGGAAUAAAGGCGGGGAGGUAUUCCAAUGAAAGACCUUCUAACGCCACUAUCAUGUCCCCCGGGCUUAGCCCCUCGGAGCAAUGGAGCUCGCCUGAUUCCUCAGGCCAUCCUCAUUUAACCCGAGGCAUGAAAGGAUGCAUUGAGUGGCCGCGAAACUCACAGAAGAGCAGCUUGAAAGCCAAACUGCUGGAGGCAAGAAUGGAGAGCCAGAAGAUCCAGUUGAGACAUGUACUAAAACAGAAAAUUUAGAGCUGAGCUUUGAAUGUGUAGCUUAUCAGAUAAGAGAGUUAAAGCAAAGCAGGAAGGCAUUUCUUGCUUUUAUUUGUAAGCUAUACUCAUCUUCUUCUGUUUAAUUUAAACUACUAUCUGCAGAAUGAAUGUAUUGUCUAUGCAUCCAACAAAUAUUUAAUUCUGUCGUGAA